UCUUCCGCAGUGAUGUGGGGUGUGGUGGUUGAAUGAGUCCGUGUGUGUUAGUAUGUGUGUGUGUGUGCAUCUCUGUGACUGUGUGUGUGUGUGUGUGUUGAAGGAGGAGAGAGGAGCACCACAGUGAGCAGACCCUCUUCCGAGCAUCAGUGCGCGGCGGCGGCGGCAGAGGAGGAGCACAGGCCGGGGUGAGGGAUGCGGACAACGGUCAGUGGCGGCGAACGGAGGGACGUUACCGGCUUUUCGGAAUAAAGACGAACAGCUUUUGUUACACAGACGGGUGGUGUUUAUCAACCGGCACCGUUGGAUGUUUUCACCGAGGGAACCGCGAUCUGCAAUGGAGCGUCGAUCCGACCAAAGCUGAGACCUGGAGACCUGUCUGUUUUUGGACAAUAAGUAGGAGGAGAAUUAGCCUUUAGACGUAGUGGCAUGUCAUCAUUUUGCUCCAGUUAUCCUCACGUGAAGUCCCGUGGCCAUCUGUCUUUGUGAUCUGACCAGGAAGCCAUACUGAAUUUGUUAUUAAUGAUUUAAAAACCAAGCUUUACUGCGGCCUGUCAAAGGCAAAACGAGUCCCGAAUAUAGAAUUUAUUUAAGUCACAUUUUAUAAAAUAAUCAAAGGGCAGUCAUGUCAAAGAAUAAGAGCAGUGAGUCAGUCAAGGUGGUAGUGAGAUGCCGGCCUUUGAACCGAAAAGAGGAGUCCAAUGGGCCAGCAGGGGGCAUUGUAAAGCUGGACCUGGGUCUUGGACAGGUGAUCCUCAGGAACCCUCGGGCUACAGCUAGCGAGCCCCAGAAAACCUUCACCUUCGACGCUGUCUACGACGCAAACUCCAAACAACGAGACCUGUACGACGAGAGCGUGAGGCCUCUGAUUGAUUCGGUUCUUGAAGGGUUCAAUGGCACGAUAUUUGCAUACGGGCAAACUGGUACUGGAAAGACGUACACCAUGCAAGGUGCAUGGUUGGACCCUGAGAAAAGGGGCGUGAUCCCUAAUUCCUUUGACCACAUCUUUACACACAUUUCCCGCUCGCAGUCCGAUAAGCAAUACCUCGUGCGGGCGUCCUACCUCGAGAUCUAUCGUGAGGAGAUCCGGGAUCUCCUCAGUCCCAACCACGGCAACGGCAGAGGCCUGGAACUCAGGGAGAACCCAGACACUGGAGUCUACGUCCAGGAUCUCACAUUGUGUGUCUGUAAGAGCAUCAAAGAAAUUGAAGAGGUGAUGAACGUGGGCAACCAGGCCAGGGCAGUCGCGGCAACAGACAUGAACGAGCACUCGUCCAGGUCCCACGCUUUGUUCUUGAUCACGGUAGAGUGCAGCCAGCCAGGACCAGAUGGAAGAAAGCACAUUCGAGUCGGACAUCUCAACCUGGUUGAUCUCGCAGGUAGCGAGCGCCAAGCAAAGACUGGAGUCCAGGGAGAACGCCUGAAAGAAGCGGCAAAGAUCAACCUUUCCUUGUCAGCCCUGGGGAACGUGAUCUCAGCGUUGGCAGACGGACGCAGCGGACAUGUGCCUUACAGGGACUCUAAGCUGACCAGGCUGCUGCAGGAUUCAUUAGGUGGAAAUGCCAAGACUGUCAUGGUGGCAACCUUAGGCCCAGCCCCCCAGCACUACGAUGAAACCCUCACCACGCUCCGCUACGCAAACCGAGCCAAGAACAUCCAGAACCAACCAAGAGUCAACGAAGACCCCAAGGACGCUCUACUGCGUGAGUUCCAGAAAGAGAUCUCUCGCCUCAGAGCACAGCUCAACCACAGGAGAUGGAGAAACAAACAAAAGAAGGAGCAGGUGGAGGGUGAGGACUGGGAGAGGGAUGGUGAUGAUGAGAGCGAGGGUGAGGAAGAGGAGCUGGAUGUGGAGAAGGAUGCAGAAGAGUAUGUGAAGCUGGAGGAGCAGCGGUUGGAGAGGGAGAAGAAUGCCAUCAGGGAGGAUCAGUUCAUGUUGGCUGAAGAGAAGCAGAGGCUGCUGGGAGAGAAGGAGAGGAUGAUGGGGGAUCUGAGGAAGGAGCAGGAAGCUACUGAGCAGCUGACGGCCAAGUACAAGGCCAUGGAGAGCAAACUGCUGGUUGGAGGAAAAAACAUCAUGGACCACACCAACGAGCAGCAGAAGAUGCUGGAGACGAAGAGGCAGGAGAUCGCUGAGCAGACACGCAGUGAGAGAGAGAUCCAGCAGCAAAUGUUGACCCAGGACGAGGAGACGCUGGAACUGAGGGAGACGUUCACGUCUCUGCAACAGGAGGUGGAGGCCAAGACCAAGAAACUCAAGAAGCUCUACGCCAAGCUCCAGUGCAUCAAAGCAGAGAUCCAGGACGUGAACGACGAGCACGUGAGGAGCCGACAGGAACUGGAACAAACCCAGAACGAGCUGACCAGAGAGCUCAAGUUCAAGUACCUGAUCAUAGAGAACUUCAUCCCUCCAGAGGAGAAGAACAAGAUCAUGAACAGGCUGACCUUUGACCCCGAGGAGGACCAGUGGAAGUUCCAGCCUCUGGUUGCUGCUGAAAGUAAAUCCACACAUUUGAAGAAACGACCGUCGUCAGCAGUCGGAUACAAACGACCCCUCAGUCAGUAUGCCAGGGUUGCCAUAGCGAUGGGAGCCAACUCCAGAUACAGAGCUGAGAACAUCAUGUUCCUGGAGCUGGACAUGACUCCUCCAAACACCGCCUCCCUCAACCGCUCCAUGGAGGCGGAGCCAAGCCAAAGUCCCUCCGUGGACAGUUCGCCCACCAAGGACGGUAGCGUUCGCAAAUCUCGCUCCUGGUAUCAGAAUCUCAAAUCCAUCAGUUCUUCCUCUUCCAACACUUCCUUGUCGGCAUGUCACGCUGCCACAGCUGCAGCGGCAGCGGCGCAGUAGAGCUUUAAGCUUUCCGAAAAUGUUUUUUAAGAGUUUUUUUCUUUUCUAUUGUUAUUUAUUUUUUAUUUCUUCUCUGUAUCUUCUUCUUUUUGGCUGCUGAUUCUCAGUCUGAGGGACCACAGCUGGGUCAAAAGCACACAGCAAAACUACUGGGUCCCACCGAGGCCACAACACACUUUUUAUGGAUAGAAAUGCAGAAAAUAUUCUGACCACUGGAAACUGUACGAUCUCAGAAACUCUGUUAAACAAACACUUCCUCUUUUAUCUGGACACAAGGAAAUGUUUCUUCUUCUGGAUCCACUCUUCCUCUUCUUCUUCCUCUUCUUCCUCUUCUUCUUCUUCCUCUUCUUCUUCUUCUUCUUCUUCUUCUUCCU
This is a messenger RNA of Cynoglossus semilaevis (tongue sole), 3222 nucleotides long. RefSeq names its product kinesin family member 3Ca (gene kif3ca). The record is from RefSeq and is a predicted model, not a curated record. The transcript is spliced from 8 exons. Gene Ontology annotation, biological process: mitotic cell cycle; microtubule-based movement. Gene Ontology annotation, molecular function: microtubule binding; ATP binding; microtubule motor activity. Bases 626 to 2848 code for a protein of 740 amino acids. NCBI's taxonomy places the organism in Eukaryota, Metazoa, Chordata, Actinopteri, Pleuronectiformes, Cynoglossidae. Gene Ontology annotation, cellular component: microtubule.